Salvia splendens (bonfire salvia) is the source of this 1142-nucleotide messenger RNA. Its product is annotated as glucosidase 2 subunit beta-like. Gene Ontology annotation, cellular component: glucosidase II complex. The record is from RefSeq and is a predicted model, not a curated record. Lineage: Eukaryota; Viridiplantae; Streptophyta; Magnoliopsida; Lamiales; Lamiaceae. The transcript is spliced from 6 exons. Gene Ontology annotation, biological process: N-glycan processing. Bases 74 to 685 code for a protein of 203 amino acids.
UAAAUAUACAAUCGAUGAAUUGAAAUAGCAUUUGACGUGAUUUCAUCGUGAAAUAGGGCGAUUGUGGUGGGAAAUGCAGGCGAAAAUGGCGAUUUGUCUCACUCUCAUCACCUCUUUGUUCGUAUCUCUCCACUUCCAUCACUCCUAUUCCUCUCCUCGCCCACUCAUCGGAGUCCACCCUCUAGAUGCCAAGUACUACGACGCGGAGCUGAUCAAAUGCAAAGACGGAACCAAAUCCUUCACCAGAGACCGUCUCAACGACGAUUUCUGCGAUUGCGCUGAUGGCACUGAUGAGCCCGGAACUUCUGCAUGUCCAGCUAGCAAAUUCUACUGUAAAAAUACAGGCAGCAGACCCAGAUUCUUGUUUUCUUCUCGAGUGAAUGAUCAGAUUUGCGACUGCUGUGAUGGAAGUGAUGAAUAUGAUGGAACUGUCAUUUGUCCUAACAAUUGCAUCAUGGGUGGGAAUAUUGCAUAUCAGAAAAUAAAUUAUGACUUAGAAAGUAAUCAGGAACUGGAUUUUAUUAACUCAAGAAAAGCCAAACCUGGAGUUAAGAUGGAGGACUCAUCACAGAAACUUAAAAAAGGCUUGAAGUCCCUGGUCUACCUCCAGGUGGGUCUUCUUAUUUUUGUCCUGGCAUUUUGUCUUUUUCGGCACCGCAAGCCCAGAAGAAGACAUUUUCGGUGACAGAUGUGUCCUUGAUAUAUACAUCUUCAUCAUGAGAAUUGGCACGGUAAUGAAGAUUUUGGUACUAUGACCCCUACAAUUUGAUGUGAGAGGAAAUAAUUGCUGUCAUUACACGUUACUUCUUGGGAGUGAUGGAUGGAAGAUGGAACAUUUUGCCAACAUAAGGUGUGGAAUGAAUCCAGCUGUCAAAGAGCCAUUUCAAGACAAUGAAGAGUGGAUUGGAGACUUUGAAGGCCUCGGUGACUAUUAUAUGAAAAGGUUUCAUUACUCGCAUUCUCUCUGUCAUAGGAUUAACUAAAUUGUCUUAUUAGGGACAGAGUGUACUCUGUGUUCAGAUAUAAUAAUUUUAUCAAACAGAUUAGGAAAACUAUCUGAGCUCUUAGUCUCGUGGAAACACGAGGAGUGUGUAUGAUACUAAAACACAAGCAGUUAAUUAUUCAAAGUCCAGUUUUGUAUA